AGGCUCGUUGCAAACGAUUCAUCACUACUGUACGCAUGCGUUGUCGUCGUUGGUGUAUAAGCUGUGUUGACGUGUAUUAUAAAGUUGCUGGUGUUCUUAAACAAAGAUGCCACGUAAAAAGGGGUUCCGGAGAUCUGAGGCGGCUAAGAGGCGCAUGGCUGUUGUCAGCCAUGUUGAGCCUCUUGUAAAAAGACCCGCAUAUGAGGUUGGGCCUCCUCUCAAAAGUGCUCCAAUACCGACAAUUUAUUGUCCCAAAACUGUCAAUGAAAAAGUCCAUGUGACUGCCAAAACUGCCAAUGAGAAAGUCCACGUGACUGCCAAAACUGUCAAUGAAAAAGUCCAUGUGACUGCCAAAACUGCCAAUGAGAAAGUCCACGUGACUGCCAAAACUGUCAAUGAGAAAGUCCACGCGACUGCCAAUAAAACUGUCAUUGAAACUGUCAUUGAAACUGUCAUUGAGAAAGUCCAUGGGACUGCCAAUAAAACUGUCAUUGAGAAAGUCCAUGGGACUGCCUAUAAGACUGUCAAUGAGAAAGUGCAUGUGAAUGACAAGGUAUCUGCCAAUGAAGCUGAUAAAGUACUGGAUGGAUCAGUUAUAAGAGGAUCGUUCAGUCAAGACGAUAUGCGAUUUGGUAGUACAAGAAAUAAGCAGUGUGCGGCUAUCAGUUUAACAUCUGUACUUCAGCACUGUGUAAAAAAUGUUUUGACAUGGCAAACUGCAGAUUUGGAUAAUGUACUGAAUAAGGGAAAUGACCUUUAUGUUGUUUUAAAAAAUACAAGGCAAAUAGGAAAAGGCCAGUGUGAAUACAUAUUGAUUCCAGAACUUCCCAGAACAUGUACGUACUGUGACAAAUAUUUUGAAAUAAAGUUUGGUUCAUCUUUCGGUGGCUUUACUGAUGUUUUUGAGUAUGAUGCAGAAGUGGGAGAUUUUGCAAUGCCAUUUCAUGUAGCAGUGGAGCGAUCGCUGCGUGAUUUUGAUGCUUGUUUGGUAACUAUUGCUGCCAAUACAUGUGCAAUUAUAAAACAAGGUAAUUUGUAUGCCAUUGUAGAUUCACAUGCAACCAGUUUCAUUAAUGGCCAACAAUACAGAUCUGCAACAAGCUUUGUAGCUUAUUACAGCAACAUUGAUCAUGUUAUCAGUGUUCGUGAAUAUUCUAAGGAUAAAUAUCAUAAUGAUGCAAACUUUCGCAUGAGUAAAAUACAGAAAGGAUGUGAAAUCUAUGCAAAACAAAGAGAAAGACAAACAAACAUUGAUGCUACUAUUAGUCGGUUUCAUCAAGAAGUCAACAGUGGUCCAGAAUGUGUUUGUUGUGUAUGUCAUCGGCUAUUGUUUAGAAAACAAGUUAUUGGGUGUAAAUUUGAUUGCUAUGAACAAAAAGGACAGCACAUAGCUGAUUUAAGUAAAAGAUGCAUCACACUGAAGUAUUUACAUGUAUGUGACACUGAAUGUGAGGAUAAUUGUAAUUUAUCUGGGCAUUUAGCCUGUAAUUUGUGGAUAUGUUAUACAUGCCAUCGAAAAAUCCUUAGAGGACAACUACCUGAAGAGAGUGUUGCCAACAAUAUGCAUUUGGAGGACAUUCCUAAAGAAUUAAAAUGUCUAAACUCAUUGGAACAACAUCUAAUAUCACUCAAUAUUCCUUUUCUUAAAUUGCUAUGUCUUCCCAGAGGUGGGCAGAGGGGUUGCCAUGGACCUGUUGUCUGUAUUCCGGUUAAUACUACAAACAUGACCAACAUACUUCCACGAAAUGAAUGUGAUGAUCAUAUGAUAAAAAUCAAACUGAAACGAAAAUUGACAUACAAAGGCCAUUAUGAAUUUAAAUAUGUCCACACCGAUCAUGUCAGAAAUGCUUUAGUAUAUUUGGUGAAAAACAACAAGAUGUAUAAAGAUGUGCAGUUUAAUGAGCAGUGGAUUAACAACUUGAAUAAACCUGACGAGGCUGAUGGUAAUGAAAUGCAGGAAGAUAAUGUUUGUGAUAACAGUGACGAUGAUAAGGUAGCUAAUGAUGAAUCACAUGAAGAUCUUACAUAUAUCAAGGAGCAAAGUGGACUUUUGUCAGACACAUCACUACAGCCUGUUGACAUUGGUUCAGAAAUAAUUGAUCAACAUUUUCAUGAUGUACUAAAUGUAGCACCAGGUGAAGGUAACAGUCCUGUCAGGUUAUUAUCAGAUGAAACCAAUGAGGCUAAGUGCUUCCCUUUUCUCUAUCCGACUGGUGGUCCAACAUUUCACGAUGACAGACCAGAAAAAAUCACAUUGUCAAGAUACCUGAAUGCACGAAUAUUAAAUGCUGAUGGACGUUUUGCUCAGAAUUCAGACUUCAUUUUUUAUGCUCAGUAUAUAUCAGAAGUUGAACAAAUUCUGUCCAAUGUCUCAAUUGCAUUACGAAAAGGUUUUGAAAAAGGUAGUUUAUCAGAGCUGACACCAGAUAUGCUGACAAAUCCUGAUUCCUUGCAAAAAAUACUUAAGUUUGAUGAAGGAUAUAAGUUUUUGAGACCAGUCAGAGGGACCCCUCCCUAUUGGAUGUCUACACAGAAAGAUCUAUUUGCUUUAAUUAGACAAAUUGGCAUACCAACAUUCUUUGCAUCUUUUAGUUCUGCUGAUAUGAGAUGGCCUGAAAUGUUGAACACCAUUAUUAAACAAGAGGGCAAACAAAUCAAUUUAGAUCAACUUGCCUGGGCUGAGAAAUGCGAACUUAUACGAAAAAAUCCUGUCACUGCAGCAAGAAUGUUUGAUCACAGAUGGCAUUGUUUUUUGAAACAUGUCAUUAUGUCACCAGCUGAACCUAUCGGUAAAAUAAAAGACUAUUUUUAUCGUGUUGAAUUCCAACAACGUGGUUCUCCUCACGUUCACUGUCUGUUUUGGGUGGAAAAUGCUCCAAAGCUUAAUGAUGAUGAUGAAGCUAAUGAUCCUGUGGUUGCUGAUUUCAUUGACACAUAUAUCACCUGUGAGACACCGCCAGAACAAGACAUAGAACUCUUUGAAACAGUAAACAGUGUGCAGAAGCACAGUACAAGACAUUCAAAAACAUGUCGCAAGAAAAAUACAGUAUGUCGUUUUAAUUUUCCAAGACCUCCAUCUAGCCGUACCUUUAUUACAAGAGCAUCUAAUGCGGACGAGUUUAAAGGGAAAAAUGAAGAUGACACAGCAAAUGCCAUUUUACAAAAAAUCAAAAAUGCUUUAAACUCUGAUGUGAUUUUUGAUUCAACUGAUGAUUUAUUCUCUUCUGUGGGUAUUUGUCAGGCUGUCUUUGAAAAAGCAUACAACAAAUGUUCUAAAAAGAAAUCCAUUGUCUUGAAACGAAAUCCAAAAGAUAUUUGGGUAAACCAGUAUAACAGAGAUUUACUGCGUGCUUGGCAAGGAAAUAUGGAUAUUCAGUAUGUCACAGAUGCCUUUUCUGUAGUAGUUUAUAUACUAAGCUACAUUACAAAAGCAGAACAAGAAAUGGGACUUUUGCUUCAACGUACGCAAAAUGAAGCUAUGAAUGGAAAUCUUGAAGCUAAGGCAUCUUUAAAGCAAUUGGGAAGUGUUUAUUUGCACAGCCGCGAAAUUUCCGCGCAAGAAGCGGUGUACAGACUGACAGGCAUGCAUUUAAAGGAAUGCUCACGUAAAGUACAAUUUAUUCCAAUAGGACCAAAUCCUGUAAAGAUGAGUUUGCCUUUAAAUGUGCUUAAGAAUAAAGUGAAGAAAGAACAGUCUGAUGAUGAAAGCAGUCUUUGGAUGACAAGUUUUGUUGAUAGGUAUACGAACAGACCACAGAAACAACCACUACUUAAUCUUUGUCUUGCCAGUUUUUGUUCUGAGUACAGAGUUUUGACAAAAUCAGAAGUUUUGUCACAAAAACAAAAUGCAGAAACUGAAGUUAUUAAACUCAAUAAAAACUGUGGUUAUGUGAAACGAAGAACACGAACCGAGCCAGCUGUUGUCAGAUAUCCGAGAUUUUCGCCCACAAAAGAUCCAGAAAAAUACUAUCAUUCACUAUUGCAGCUUUUUCUACCACAUUAUGAUGACUGUCACUUGAAGCCAAGCAACUAUGAGACAUAUGAGGAGUACUACAACAGUGGUGUCAUAAAAACUAAUUCUGGAAUGAAAAAUGUGAAAUUAAUUGUUGAUUGCAACAGAGAAUUGUUUGAAAAGGACUCUGAUAAAUUAGAGCGAGCUAAACAGCUUUUGGAGAAGGAUAUAGAUUUAGAGGAUGCUUGGGCUGCAAUAUGUCCUGAAACUGAAAGAGAACGUCACGAAUGUAUGGAACUGAUGAAGAAUAAAGUAUUGCCUGAUGAAGAUAACACUCAAAACCUUAUUCCAGAUCUUACAGGAAACCAACAAACUAUUUCUACUGUACAAACAAACCAUACCACAUUGCCUAGAAAUGAAGCGUUACAUUUACUGCGAUCAUUAAAUGAGGAACAGUCUGACAUAUUCUAUAAAGUCCGUCAGUGGUGUUUACAAAAAGUACUUGGACAAAACCCUGAACCUAUCAGAUUGUUUAUCACUGGUGGAGCAGGCACAGGAAAAAGUCAUUUAAUUAAGGCAAUACACUAUGAAUCUUGCAGACUGUUAUCUCAGCUGUCUGAAAAUCCUGAUGAUGUUACUGUGCUUUUGACAGCUUCGACAGGAGUAGCAGCCUUUAAUGUUGGUGCUUCAACUGUUCAUAAUACAUUUUCAAUUGGUGCAAACGUCAGAUUGCCAUAUCAACCGCUUAGUGAUGACAAAAUAAAUUCUUUACGUAUCAAAAUGGGUAACCUGCAAAUUUUGAUUAUUGAUGAAGUCUCUAUGGUUGACCAUCGUCUGUUGUCAUACAUUCAUGGAAGGCUGCGACAAAUAAAACAAACUGGUGAUUACUCUUUAUUUGGAAAAGUCAGCAUUAUUGCUGUGGGUGAUUUCUAUCAGUUACCACCUGUGAAAGGAACUGCUCUUUAUGCUGAUUCAAAAGGAGUCAACCUAUGGGAAAGCAACUUUGAGCUUGCUGAAUUAACUAAAGUUGUUAGACAACAAGAUGCAUCUUUUGCUGGAAUGUUAAAUCGCCUGAGAGUUCAUAAGAAAAGUGAAGAUCUUAUCACUACUGAUAUUGAUGUGUUGAAAAAAUGUGAAACAGGGGAGAGAUGUAAUGACCUUCACAUAUUUGCUACAAAUAGCGAGGUUGAUAAAUACAACCUUGAAAGACUACAUGAGUGUUGUCCAGAUGCAAUUAGUAUAAAUGCUCAGGAUUAUAUCAGAAACUCAAAAACUGGAAGAAUGGAACGUAAAGUUGGAUACCACGCUACAGUUUUCAACUCAUGUCUAUCUAAAUGCAUUUCCUUGGGUGUUGGAGCAAGGGUUAUGUUAAAGAAAAAUAUUGAUGUAGCUGACGGUCUUGUCAAUGGAGCUUUUGGUACGGUUGUCCACAUAAGUGAAAGUCAGAAAAAAGGUGAAGAUAAUGAUGAUUUCCCAUCAGCUAUUUAUGUAGAGUUUGAUAAUCCAACUGUUGGGAAAGUUCAAAGAUGCAAAAAGCGUUACACACUUUUUCCAAAUUCAACUGUAAUUGAAGUACAAGAAGACCAGGUCACAAAUGCUGGUGGCAUAAGACGGCAAUUUCCACUCAGAUUGGCAUGGGCAUGUACAGUUCACAAAGUACAAGGACUCACAGUAGAUAAAGCUGUUGUUUCACUUAAUAAAAUCUUUACAGCAGGACAAGCAUAUGUUGCUUUAAGCCGAGUUAGGUCUCUUAGUGGAUUAAUCAUUGAGGACUUUAAAGAAUCUGUCAUAUUUUGUAAUGAAAAAAUCGAGUUGUCUUUGAAAGAUAUGACAAAAAUAAAAUUGGAUAAAAACAUGUACUUUGGUGAACACAACUCUGCAUCAAGUUGA
Paramisgurnus dabryanus is the source of this 5842-nucleotide messenger RNA. RefSeq lists its product as uncharacterized. NCBI's taxonomy places the organism in Eukaryota, Metazoa, Chordata, Actinopteri, Cypriniformes, Cobitidae. Gene Ontology annotation, biological process: DNA repair; telomere maintenance. Gene Ontology annotation, molecular function: DNA helicase activity. The record is from RefSeq and is a predicted model, not a curated record.